This is a messenger RNA of Anguilla rostrata (American eel), 1068 nucleotides long. RefSeq names its product chymotrypsin B-like. Gene Ontology annotation, biological process: proteolysis. Lineage: Eukaryota; Metazoa; Chordata; Actinopteri; Anguilliformes; Anguillidae. Gene Ontology annotation, molecular function: serine-type endopeptidase activity. The record is from RefSeq and is a predicted model, not a curated record. The transcript has 7 exons. The coding region runs from base 56 to 847 and encodes 263 amino acids.
ACGCAUUAGCAUUAUAUAAAGUCACACAAGCCCCCAAAAUCCCAUAGUCUGAACAAUGGCUUUCCUGUGGUUGGUGUCGUGCUUCGCCUUCAUUAGCGCUGCUUAUGGCUGUGGAACUCCCUCCGUUGCGCCAGUCGUGAGUGGCUAUGCCCGCAUUGUGAAUGGGGAGGAGGCCGUGCCCCAUUCCUGGCCCUGGCAGGUGUCUCUGCAGGACUACACUGGUUUCCACUUCUGUGGAGGAUCACUGAUCAGCGAGUACUGGGUUGUGACAGCUGCCCACUGCGGGGUCCGGACCAACCAUCGUGUCAUCGUGGGAGAGCAUGACAAGAGGAGCACCAUUGAAGCUAUUCAGACCAUGAAGGUGGAGAAGGUCUUCACUCACCCCGAGUGGAACCCCAGCACCAUCAACAAUGACAUUACCCUGAUCAAGCUGACCACCCCGGUCGACAUGAACAUCUACGUAUCCCCUGUGUGCUUGGCCGCCUCCUCCGACGUCUACAGCCCCGGCAUGACAUGUGUCACCUCUGGUUGGGGUCUGACGCGUCAUAAUGCUUUAUUCACUCCCAACAAGCUCCAGCAAACCGCCCUGCCCCUGCUGUCCAAUGAGGAGUGCAUGGCCUCCUGGGGGGACAAUAUCUCCGACGUCAUGAUCUGCGCUGGCGCUGACGGUGCUUCCUCUUGCAUGGGUGACUCUGGAGGCCCCCUGGUGUGCCAGAAGGAAGGCGCUUGGCACCUGGUGGGCAUUGUCUCCUGGGGCAGCAGCCGCUGCAGCACCACCACCCCCGCGGUCUACGCCCGGGUCACCGCCCUGCGCUCAUGGGUGGACCAGAUCCUGGCCGCCAACUGAGGAGCACCACCACAGCACUGCAUUGUACAGACAACUCACGAAAACAGUGUUAAUUCAACUCUAACAGUGUUAAUUCAACUCUAAAAGUGUUCAUUCAACUCUACAAUUGUUAAUUCAACUCAAUGUUAUCUAUUAAGUGUUGAAUUAACACUGUACAUUUUCUUUGUAGCUGUGCAAGAUACUCAGAUAUGCAAAAUAAGCAUUAAAUACAAUUAAUUGCA